AUGUCCUCUCGCCGUUUCCACAGGAAGUCUCGUAGUGGAUGCACCCAUUGCAAGAAGAGACACAUCAAAUGCGAUGAGGGUCGUCCCAAUUGUGCCAACUGCCAGAGAGCAAGUGUAGUAUGUACCUACGAUCAGCUCAAGGUCCCGAGUAGUCCAGCACAAAGUGCUAGCCAAAGUCCGAAUGGAUCUACAGCAUCAACUCUGGUCUUUGACCAUUCUCCGACUUUUGAUAUGCUCGAUCUGUCUCUGAUGCACUACUACACUGUAUCCACUUCUCUUGGGAUUUUUGCUGGCCAAGGCUCGAGAGAAAUCUGGCAAGAGCUGGUUCCCAACGAAGCUCAGUCAAAUCCCCUCCUCAUGCAUGGAGUUCUUGCCUUGGCUUCAAUGGAUCUUGCUCGGACACGACCCAACGAACGACAAAUCUAUGCGACCAGAGCAUUGGCUCAUCAGAAUGCCGGUACCAGGUUGUUCCGAACAAUGCUCGAACAAGGUCGUACAUCCGACACCCAUCAUGUUCUCAUGAUCUUCAGCAUGAUGCUAGCCAUUCUGGCCUUUGCGUUCCCACACGCGUGCGACGACCCGCCAGAUUUUGAUGGCAUUCUUGAUCUGUUCAGUCUCGUACGUGGUUGCAAGACUGUGUGGCUCCUGAACCCAGAGUCGCUUGCCGGCACGUCAUUAGGGCAAUGGGUCAAGGCAACCUUCGCCGGUCAGCCAAUCGAAAUGAAACCUGAAGUCGAUCGUCGCUUCCAAAUACUGCGAGCACGUCUAAAAGACCCAGCAGAUAUUCUUGCGACCGAUCAGCUGCUAGACUUCAUACACAGAGAGCUUGCAACGUCCGCGGGUGGAGUCACAAACAUAGGUCGUUGGCCCACUAUGGUCAGCGAUGCGUUCUGGAUACGUGUGCAGAACCACGAAGUUGACUCUCUUCUCGUACUUGCGCACUAUUCUGUUGUACUAGGUGCACCUAACUCUCGAUGGUGGACUGCAAAUUGGGACUCAAUCUUGCUACAAGCCAUUGACAAAACGUUGUCACAAGUCGACAAGAAAAUCACUGAAUGGGACUUUUCUGCCAUGAUGAAGUUUGCAAACUCCUACAAGGAGAGCUAG
Molecule: messenger RNA, 1107 nt
Organism: Aureobasidium uvarum
Lineage: Eukaryota; Fungi; Ascomycota; Dothideomycetes; Dothideales; Saccotheciaceae
Source: the annotation of a GenBank genome assembly